GUAUCCUCCGUUCGCGCCGUUUAUCGCUCUUUUCCGACGGCAAACGAUACGCUGAACCGUCCGGACACAAUUAUUAAAUAUCGUUUGUUCCCGUUCACCCAGUAAACAAUACUAUAUCGCCGGCCGAGUCCAAACGUCGUCGAUUCACUAUCAUUUACUAUCGUCGUUAUCGUUAUCGUGUAGUGGUGGAGGUAGUGCCCAUCGUGGGGAUAAAAAUCGACUGUACCGUACGCACAUCACAAUAAUAUUGUUCGUGAUUUAAUUUUUAAGCAYCCACUCGGCGUGAUACUCGUCAUGUGUUUUGUUCGUUGAGCCCGAUAUUUAAUUCGACUCUGACAACGUGAAAACGCCACAACGGCUGGUGCGACCCACUGCUUCUGCUGCUACGACGACUACUGCUAGCUGGUACCCGCCAUCGAUGUCCAGCCCCGUGGUGGUGGCUUUUCGACAGACUGCAAAUCGGCGGUCCACUCGACACAGCGAUGUCGUCGGUCUGUUGUUCGAUUAGAAUAGUGUUGUCAUCAUAUCGCACUGCUGCUGUGCUCAAGACGCUGGUGAUGUGACUGCGUCACAAUGAAAGUCACCGUCUGCUUUGGUUCAACUAGGGUCGUCGUCCCCUGUGGACGUGGAGAAAUAUUGGUCAGAGACCUAAUUCAGCAAGCCAUCACUAGAUACAAGAAAGCCACUGGAAAGAGCUCAAAUUCAUGGGUGACCGUCCACAGUUUGCAGUCCCAGAGUGAUGGUGGUAUCUUGGAUCCAGAUGAUCGUCUCAGGGAUGUGGCAGAUGAUAGAGAACAAAUUGUUGCUCUUUAUGAUGACGGUGAUAGCAAUAGUCCUCACCAACACGGUGGUGGAGAUGGAGCUAGUGUUACCUCUAGUCCGGAUAUGUUUCACAGCCGAGAUGGAUUACAAACUGACAUUGAAGUCACUAAUGAACAAAUUGCUUGUGGUUUCCCAGCUUUACAUGUCCGUAGAGGUAGUGAACCAGCUCUUAAUCAAUUACCACUUGAAUGCCCAAACAAUUUGGGCAAAAGAAAUAGCAAUACUAGGCCUGCUGCAUCGGGUCAAUCUAAACGAUGGUCAGCAGCUCCUAUGAUUCACGACCCUAAAGAAAAAUUAAGAAGCGAUGAUUACAUGAAAAUCAAUGGUUUUGGUUUAUCUGACAAAUGGAGGUGUUCUGAAGAAGAUGAAGAUGAGUUAGAAUUAGGUGACAAAGAUAAACCACCAAUUAGCAAUCAUUUUCUAGCACCAUCUUUUCAUCGUGAUUCUUCCAAUCGUUUAUCAAUGCAAUUCUUAGGAGAGUCAUCAAGUGGAUUUCGGUGGGCAGAGGCAGCUGAUUUGGCAAAUAAUCGAGCCUUAUCGUUAUCAUUACCAAGAGACCAUCGAAGGAAAGAACCGUUGGGCCAAGCAAAUACAAACCCUAGUCACUUACCAGAAUCACAAAACACGGAAUUUAUAGUGCUAAGCACUGGUGGGGGAUCAUUAGGUAUUCAUGUUGUCCCAGAUUACAAUGCUCUAGGCAAAGAACGUGGUCUUCUGGUUCAAGGAAUUGAACCUGGUGGUCGGGUGCAUUGUGAUGGCAGAUUGAAAGUAUAUGAUCGAAUUGUCGAAAUCAAUGGCCGGUCAUUAUUGGAUCAACCAUUUAAUGCUAUACAAGAAAUAUUUCGAGAUUCACUACACUCUUCAGAGCUCAGACUUAGAGUGGUAAAACAUAAAAAUAAUAUGGAUGCGCAAACUAGUCAAAAUACGGCGGCUGGUAACAAAAAACAGCCACCACCACCAGUGUUUCCUAAACCAUCCUCAAAUACCACUGCAACUUAUAGUAAUAAAGAAAAUGUAUCUACAGUAUCAUCUGAUAAAGAUAAAGCUAACUCAAAUACUAAAAUAGCCACCAUUUCGCCAACUAAAAAAAUUUCAGCUGCAACUCAUACAGCAUCCAAUAUCUUAAUGGUGGCCAACACAAGAAAAAUUGGAAAGAAAAUAGAAUUAGAACUUACUAAAGGACUUCAUGGGCUAGGAUUUAGUAUAACAACUAGAGAUAAUCCAGCUGGUGGAAAUUGUCCUAUUUACAUAAAAAAUGUGUUACCAAAAGGAGCUGCUGUAGAAGAUGGACGAUUACGACCAGGUGAUCGAUUAUUGGCAGUCAAUGGUACAGAAUUGACAGGCAAGACUCAAUCUGAAGCAGUUGCUGUAUUACGAAAAGUUCCAUCUGGUGCAAAGGUUAAAAUUAUUGUUUCUAGACAAGAAGAUGUAGUAAUUAGUCAAGUAGGCCAGAAAUCAAAUCAAGAUCUAGAUGAAAAUUAUGAACAAGAAGUAGGGAUUUCAUCAGACAAUCAAUUAGUAGAAACAAAUGAAAAAUCUAACAGUAAUACAGUUCAGGAAUAUGUUAAAAGCUUAGAAGAAACACAAACAUUUCCUUGGAGACAUAAAGAAAUACUGACCUUUGACAUUCCUGUGCAUGAUUCAGAAAAAGCUGGUUUAGGUAUUAGUGUUAAAGGUAAAACAUCAUCUAGUAAUAACUCUAAUGAUAAAGACUUCUCACAAGACUUAGGUAUAUUUAUCAAAAAUGUUAUUCACGGUGGUGCAGCUUCAAGGGAUGGUAGAUUACGUACUAAUGACCAACUAUUACAUAUAAACGGUUUAUCGUUGAUUGGACAAACUAAUGCAGCAGCUAUGGAAACAUUACGUAGAACUAUGAUGAAUGUAGACCCUGGACCAGUACCCGGAGCUAUCUCAUUGAUAGUAGCCCGCCGACGUAAUAGUUCUCCUACAUUAAACAGAAGACGUAGUCGUGACUCUUCAUCAAGUCUACUCACAGAUUCAUCUGCAAACACUGAAACAUUUAGCCGAGCUGAAAGCAGUGAUAGUAGUACUCAAAAUACAGCAGACAAUUCUGGAACUAGUGAAAACUCUGAUACCACUGUUAUCUUCAUGCAUCAAAGACAAGGAUCAGAGAAUUCAAAACGGAAUACAUUACCUACAGCUACUUCCCCAGAUGGGAUUGCAAUUCGUAAUCCCGUUUUGGAAAGGUUAACCGGACACACAAAUCGUUAUAAUGCAUUGCGCAAUGAAAGUUAUUACAAGGCUACACAUCAAACAACAAUUUUGUUGAAAGAAGAAAAAUUAAAUAGCCCUACUGUAAACCCAUCAUCAGAAGAGAUGCUGAUAAUUGAAGAAGACCCUCCCAAUUAUAAUUCUGUUAACCGGAAAAAAAUGGAGGAAGAAAAGCCGUCACCAAUCAUAUCUCCACAAGCGAGAACUGGUUCAACUAGUACUGAUGUGACUUAUGCUAGCCAAUUAUCAUUGGAUAAUGCCAACUCAGGAUUUUCAAGGGAUGCAUUCGGACGGCAAAGUAUGUCUGAAAAACGUCAUGCAACAUUAGACGCCAAAAAUACUGAUACAUAUCAAAGAAAUAAAAAAUUACGCGAAGAGCGUGGAGAUGAUACCAAAAUUCGCAAUGGUUUUCCAUCAAAACACCAACUUGGCCCUUCUCUUGGGUUGAAAAAAUCUUCCAGUCUAGAAUCAUUACAAACAAUGGUUCAAGAGGUCCAAAUGACCGAUGGUGUAUCAAAACGGGGCAAUGUUAAAGUUGUACGUGGUAGAGGAUGUGAUGAAAGUUUUAGAGCUGCUGUUGACAAAGAUGGCCCAUUGUCUUUACAUGAAUUGCGAUUGGAAACAUAUGGAAAGGAAUGUGAUGACCAUCCAAUUGGACGCAGACAGUCUUCACUUCAUUCUCCUACAAAGUACAAAGCAUCAACAAAUACACCACCAGUUGUUAACAAAAAAAAACCAGGACUACUUAAAGGGAUUGGUUCCAUGUUUAGGUUUGGUAGUAAACCUCGACGAAGUCAAGACUUAAACGGUACUUUAAGCUCAGAAGAAGAUAAUUCUGCUGACCGUGAGCGAGAAAUAGCUAGAAAAAAUGCUCGUGAUGAACAACUUAGAAUACAAGAACAAUAUCAAAGACUAAUUCAGCGACAGGCAGAAAUGCAAGAACAAAAUCAUAGAGAAAUAGCCAUAGAUGAUGGUACAGCUAAUUAUACAAAUGUACCUGCAAAACCUUCUAAUCCUGAACAAUCUCGUAUGGAUCGUAUCCAACAACUUAGAGCUGAACAUCAAAGAAGACACAUGGAACGUAGUGGAAAAUUCAUUCCUGAUGAGAGGGAGGAAAAUCAUUAUGAAUCUGAUAUCCGACAGCCCAUCGGUAAUACUCAAAAUGCAAUAAAUCGACCGGGUAGUCGUGUAGGUAUAAUUGAUUCUUCUAGAUUUAACCAUUACGUCAAUUUCCAAGAAAUACAGCAGAAUCUUAGUUUGAUGCAUGAAAUACGCGGCGUUAAGCUUCGACAUCACGGCAAAACAAAAAAACCUGUGUCAUGCUAUUAUGAUACUGAUGAUGAAAGCCGUAGACAGUUGCACUAUCAUUCUCAAAGACGUGAUCCUAAAGAAUCUGUUGCACGACCUAGUUCUAAUUAUUAUGAAUACGAAAGUGUGAUGAGAUCUCUACCGUACACGACCGGCGGCACAUCACGUCUGGUGGACAACAAUUCUAACUCGUUGACAAGACAAGUAGGCAGUGUAACUCAAGCUACGGCAGUGACGGGAACAAACAACAACAACAACAAUGGUGCUGGUCGUAAUCAAAAACAUAAAUCUUCGUCUCGGCAUCAGUAUCCUGUUCCAACAACCAAGUCGCCAAACUAUGCCCUGUAUGGAAGCGGUGAUCCCCAAGGCCACAAUAGUAUGCAACAGCAGCAGCUACAACAUAGAGGGCUGACAAACAACAACAGCAACAACAACUAUACUKGCGCUAUGUACCAUCAUCACAAUCAACAUCAACAACAACAACAGCAACCGCAAAGGUCUUCGCUGCAACAAGGACCAUACAUAACCCAAGUCACCAUUCGGGAUAACAAACACAUAAUAAAAAGUCCUAACAUUUAAUACCAUAUUCCUUGUAGGAACAAUAUCAUUUGAUAAUUUUUAUUUUUAAUAUCACAUUUUAUUUUUUUAUUUUAUUUUAUUUUAAAACACUGACCCUGUUGCAAUAUUUUUCCCUCUCUAUGAAGCGUUUUCUCAUGAUUAUUUUAAUUAUUUAUAUCAUCACAAAUAGUCUUAAUUUGAAUCCUUUACUUUAAUAAGUUUUACCGACUUAAUGUAGCCACAAAAUUUUUUUUCUUAAACCGCCACUAUAUUUUCUCAUUUUUUUAUAUUU
This is a messenger RNA of Diuraphis noxia (Russian wheat aphid), 5212 nucleotides long. RefSeq names its product par-3 family cell polarity regulator (gene baz). Lineage: Eukaryota; Metazoa; Arthropoda; Insecta; Hemiptera; Aphididae. The record is from RefSeq and is a predicted model, not a curated record. Gene Ontology annotation, cellular component: apical plasma membrane; cell cortex; apical junction complex. Gene Ontology annotation, biological process: intracellular protein localization; establishment of cell polarity; cell adhesion. Gene Ontology annotation, molecular function: phosphatidylinositol binding; protein binding.